Adineta ricciae is the source of this 894-nucleotide messenger RNA. The record is from the annotation of a GenBank genome assembly. Lineage: Eukaryota; Metazoa; Rotifera; Eurotatoria; Adinetida; Adinetidae.
AUGAUGAAUAAUAAUCGUUGUGAACAACCGUCGCAUUUAUUACCGUUAUUGACCAAAAUGAAGAGAAAUGGAUUAACAACGAAUCACGAGUCGCAAUUACCGGCUGCGUCUUUGAAAAAUUCGAGAAGAAAAGUGUUGAAAUUCGGUGUGGAUGCAAUUCUUGGAAAUGUUAAUGCAAAUUCAGAUAACGACUCAUUCGAAUUUGGAAAUGAGUCCGAUGAAGAAUUAAAACAUAAAGUUGAUCAGAAUGUUACAUCACCGAAUUCAACGAAUUCAUCUGUUUCUUCGAACGAACCGUGUGUAACUACGAGUAAUUUUACCUUUGGAUCAUCUUUGGCAACGACUAAUGAACACAUUUUUCAUCGAAUGAUGACAACAAAUCGAUUGCAUUCUCAUCCAUUCAAUCCAUCAUGGCGUCCGAAUCAUCGGCCAUUGCUCGGUCAUUAUCCGUCAUCAGCAGUGUUCAAUGGGAUUCUUCCAGGACAUGAAAUUUAUUUGCCAUCGGCGAAUCCGUUUUGGUCGACGGACCUCCGAAAUAGAACUCAACCGAGGAUGUUGAGACGAGCGGUUUUUACCGAUCAUCAGCGGAAAGGUUUGGAAGUGGCGUUUUCAAAACAGAAGUACAUAAGUAAACCAGAACGAAAGAAAUUAGCUCAAGGAUUGAAUUUGAAGGACUCACAGGUGAAGAUUUGGUUUCAAAAUCGUCGAAUGAAAUGGCGGAAUACCAAAGAACGUGAGAUGCUGAUGUCUACAAAAUCUAUGCAUAGCAAUUCGCAAUUGUCUGAUGAUUGUCAAGGAAAGGAUGAACUCAUUCGGCCGUUCUCUCCAUCGUUCAUUGAUAAUCUCAAUGAGAUCGACGUUGAGAAAGAUGACGAUCAUUCGAUCGAAGAAUAA